This is a messenger RNA of Euleptes europaea (tarantolino), 3460 nucleotides long. It is a transcript of the gene ADAMTS10, whose product is annotated as ADAM metallopeptidase with thrombospondin type 1 motif 10. The record is from RefSeq and is a predicted model, not a curated record. The transcript is spliced from 24 exons. Gene Ontology annotation, biological process: proteolysis; extracellular matrix organization. NCBI's taxonomy places the organism in Eukaryota, Metazoa, Chordata, Lepidosauria, Squamata, Sphaerodactylidae. Gene Ontology annotation, cellular component: extracellular matrix. Gene Ontology annotation, molecular function: metalloendopeptidase activity. The coding region runs from base 128 to 3460 and encodes 1110 amino acids.
GAUGGCCACCGGGGAACCAGGGACUCCUCUCUUAGUAUAAGUGGUGGCUUAGAGAGAGAAAUGGUGGGGCAGAUCCUCUUAGCCACGUCCAGAACAGCCCACGCAGCAAGAAGCAUUGCCUCUCAGGAUGGCAACAGCCUGGAGACUUUUGACCUGGACGCUCAUCUCCGCCGUGGUGAUGGGCAACUUCCCUGGCUGCACGUUCCAGUCACAAGAGGAGUUCCUCUCCAGCCUCGACCACUAUGAAAUCGCCUUCCCCAUCCAGGUGGAUCAAAACGGUGACUUCCUGACCUUUGACAUGAACAGCAGGUGGAAACGGAGGCCUCGGCGCAGUCCGGACGCCCCCUCGCCUUACGAUCCGCCAGAGCAGCAGGUCUUUUACAAAGUUUCGGCCCACAGGAUUCAGUUUCUCCUCAACCUGACCCUGCGUGCCAACCUGCUUGCGGAACAUUUCCAGGUGGAGUACUGGAAGCGGAACGGGGUAGACCAGCAGCACGACUUUCACGAAGACUGCCACUAUGCCGGACACUUGCAAGGCCAGUACCUGAACUCAAAAGUGGCCAUCAGUAACUGCAACGGUUUGCAUGGCGUGAUAAUAGCCGAGGAUGAGGAAUAUUUCAUUGAACCGCUAAACCCCGGUGCCAACGUUACUGGCAGACGUGAGAGCGAAGGAAGUCCCCAUGUGGUAUACAAACGGUCAUCUCUCCAGCUCCCACACAUGGAUGUUGCAUGUGGCGUGUUAGACGAGAAGCCGUGGAAAGGCCGGCCGUGGUGGCUGCGGACGCUGAAGCCCCCCCCUCUGAAGCCGCUGGGCAACCUCACGCAGCGGGGCCAGCUGCCCCUGAAGCGGUCAGUCAGCGCGGAGCGUUACGUGGAGACCCUUGUGGUGGCCGACAAGAUGAUGGUGGGCUACCACGGCCGGCGGGACAUUGAGCAGUACAUCCUGGCCAUCAUGAAUAUUGUUGCUAAACUUUUUCAGGACUCGAGUCUGGGCAAUAUAGUCAACAUCCUCGUGACCCGCCUUAUCCUGCUAACGGAAGACCAGCCGACCCUGGAGAUCAACCACCACGCCGGCAAGUCCCUCGACAGCUUUUGCAAGUGGCAGAAGUCCAUCGUGAACCGUAACGGCAAUGGGAAUGCCAUCCCGGACAAUGGCAUCGCCAACCACGACACUGCUGUUUUGAUCACCAGGUAUGAUAUUUGCAUCUAUAAGAACAAGCCGUGUGGCACUCUAGGGUUGGCGCCCGUGGGCGGGAUGUGUGAACGAGAGCGGAGCUGUAGCAUCAACGAGGAUCUUGGCCUCGCCACGGCCUUCACUAUCGCCCACGAGAUCGGCCACACGUUUGGCAUGAACCACGAUGGAGUCGGGAACAGCUGCGGCUCCCGAGGGCAGGAGACGGCCAAGCUGAUGGCCGCCCACAUCACUAUGAAGACCAACCCGUUUGUGUGGUCGACGUGCAGUCGGGAUUAUAUCACCAGCUUCCUGGACUCCGGAAUGGGACUGUGUCUGACCAACCCCCCGCCCAAGCAAGACUUUGUCUACCCGACGGUGGCGCCGGGCCAGGCCUACGAUGCGGAUGAGCAGUGCCGUUUUCAGUACGGAGUUAAAUCUCGCCAGUGUAAAUAUGGGGAAGUGUGCAAUGAGCUCUGGUGUCUUAGCAAGAGCAACCGCUGUAUCACCAACAGCAUCCCUGCCGCGGAAGGGACCAUCUGCCAAACUAACACCAUCGAGAAGGGGUGGUGCUACAAAAGAGAAUGUGUACCCUUUGGCACGAAGCCAGAAGGCGUGGACGGAGCAUGGGGGGCCUGGUCUUCUUGGGGAGAGUGCAGCCGGACGUGCGGGGGCGGCGUCUCUUCAUCCAUCCGCUACUGCGACAGUCCCCGACCAACCAUCGGAGGGAAAUACUGUCUUGGGGAAAGGAAGCGCUACCGAUCUUGUAACACAGACGACUGCCCUUCUGGCUCACAAGACUUCCGGGAGGUGCAAUGUGCUGAAUUUGAUACCAUCCCUUUCCGAGGAAAAUACUACACCUGGAAGACGUACCGAGGGGGAGGGGUCAAGUCCUGCUCACUCAACUGCCUGGCAGAAGGUUUCAAUUUCUACACUGAACGUGCUGCGGCCGUGGUGGACGGCACCCUCUGCCGCCAGGACUCCAACGAUAUCUGCGUGAGCGGAGAAUGCAAGCAUGUGGGCUGCGACCGCAUCCUGGGCUUGGAUACGAAGGAAGACAAGUGCCGGGUGUGUGGGGGAGAUGGAAGCUCCUGCGAAACCAUUGAAGGGAUCUUCAACCACUCAUUGCCUGAAGGAGGCUACGAGGAGGUAAUAUGGAUCCCCAAAGGGUCGGUGCAUAUCGAUGUCCGAGAACUCAAUAUUUCUCUGAAUUAUUUGGCUCUGAGAGGAGAAAACAACGAGUAUUUUAUCAACGGGAAGCUCUCGAUAGACCCUCCGCGGCGAUUUGACAUUGGUGGGACCGCCUUCCACUACCGGCGCUCUCAGGAUGAGCCAGAGUCUCUGGAGGCUCUCGGUCCAACCAACGCUACCCUCAUCAUCAUGGUUCUCGUGCGGGAAGAAUUUCAAGGGGUUCGAUACAAGUUCAAUGCUCCCAUCGCCCGCAGCUCUGUGGCCCAAUACGUGUGGCAGUACGUCCCGUGGACAAAAUGUUCAGCCAUCUGCGCUGGAGGCAGUCAAGUUCAAUCAGCCCUAUGCAAGAAACAAGGGGACAGCGCUACAGUUCUGAACCAUUUCUGCAGCCCGGAAACCAAGCUCCCAGAGAGGCAAAGACCAUGCAACACGGAGCCCUGCCCCCCUGCAUGGGUGAUCGGGAACUGGUCUGAAUGCAGCCGUAGCUGCAACCAGGGGGUGCGUACCCGGAGCGUGAUCUGCCAGCGCAAGGUCUCUUCCACUGAAAAGAAAACCCUGGAUGACUCUUUAUGUCCCCUGCCACGCCCCCACAUGCUGGAACCCUGCAACAACCAGACGUGCCCCCCGGAAUGGGCAGCCCUGGAUUGGUCUGAGUGCACCCCCAAUUGUGGGCCGGGUUUCCGCCACCGGAUCGUGCUGUGCAAAAGCGGCGACCACGCCUCAACCUUGCCGACCUCCCAGUGUCCUGAGAACUCCAAGCCCCCCACCAGCAUCCGGUGCAGCCUCCGGCGCUGCCCGCCCCCACGGUGGGUGACUGGCGAAUGGGGAGAGUGCUCGGGGAAGUGUGGCUUUGGUCAGCAGAGGCGAUCAGUCCAGUGCAUGUCCCACACUGGGCAGCCGUCCGGCGAGUGCGUGGAGUCUCUGAGGCCGGUCAUGGCACAGCAGUGUGAGAACAGGUGUGAUUCUGGACCGACUGAGAACCCUGAAGAAUGCAAAGAUGUGAAUAAGGUCGCCUACUGUCCUUUGGUGCUGAAGUUUAAGUUCUGUAGCCGGCCUUACUUCCGACAGAUUUGCUGCAAAACCUGCCAGGGACACUAA